Molecule: messenger RNA, 546 nt
Organism: Callorhinchus milii (elephant shark)
Lineage: Eukaryota; Metazoa; Chordata; Chondrichthyes; Chimaeriformes; Callorhinchidae
Product: LHFPL tetraspan subfamily member 3 protein-like
Exons: 1
Coding region: 55-546 (163 amino acids)
Biological process (GO): sensory perception of sound
Cellular component (GO): plasma membrane
Source: RefSeq, a predicted model, not a curated record
CAGCAGAUCGGCUAAAAAAAAAAGAAGACGUGUCAGGUCAGCAUCUCGCCAGCGAUGUUGCCAGCUCAGGAAGCUGCCAAAAUCUACCACACCAACUAUGUCAGGAACUCCAGAGCCAUUGGCGUGCUGUGGGCCAUCUUCACCAUUUGCUUCGCUAUCGUCAACGUGGUGUGCUUCAUCCAGCCUUACUGGAUCGGCGAUGGCGUGGACACUCCGCAGGCUGGCUACUUCGGUCUCUUCCACUACUGCAUCGGUAACGGGCUGUCCAGGGAGCUGAGCUGCCGGGGCAGCUUCACCGACUUCUCCACCAUCCCCUCGGGCGCUUUCAAAGCCGCUUCCUUCUUCAUCGCCCUCUCCAUGACGCUCACCAUGGGCUGCAUCGCCUGCUUUGUCCUCUUCUUCUUCUGCAACACGGCCACCGUCUACAAGAUCUGCGGCUGGAUGCAGCUCACGUCAGGCGAGUUAACAGCAGCAACAUCAGUGCAAAACACACACACACACACACACACAUACAUACUCACACUGUUUGCUGUUUCUUCCUUUUAA